AUGUCAGACUACCGUUUAUCGACUCGUGAGAGUCAUGAAUACACACUGAUCAAUUUCAUCUGCUUUUUACUUGCAUGCUUUUCUGCGGUUGCGCUGGCGGUCUUCGUCUCUACAACUCAAACAUACUUCAUCACGGAUGUGUUACAAAUAGGUGAGAACGUCGGAAGUUACGUUGGCAUUUUAGGUUUGUUCGAUGAAAUUCUGUCGAUGUGUUUGGUGCCACUGAUGGGAGUUCUAGCAGACCGAUUUGGGUCUAGGGUGAUUGUCUCAUCAGGUUUUUGCGUUUCCGGAUUGAGUCUUUUCGGUUUCGGAUAUUUCGUUAGAACCAAUGUGGUCCCUCAGAUGCUGUUUUGGAGAUUAGUGUUUGCUGCCGGGCUGACAGCCUCCUUGGGUAUCCUAACGAUCAUGGUAAUCGAAAUGAACCACUCGGGAUUCGAUAUUAAAGCAUACAUAUUUGGUUUAAGCAACUCAUUGAGUCCAUCUGAUAGAGCCCAAGAGGAGUCCGAUGCUAUGGGCCGUUGUGACGGAGCAAGUGUCAAUGGAAAUCAUUUGGAGAGAGUAGACCAAUUGAACAAAUCCAGGAAAGAUGGGACCAAGGUUUCUUACAUGGGUGUAAUGAGCGGAUUUGGUGCAGUGUUUGCUGUCACUCUCCUAUUAAGACUUCCGGUGUUUUUUGGUACAACAAGACCAGCAGGGUCUGCGAUGAGGUUGUCUUACUAUACGGUUGGCGCUGGUGCAAUAGUUGUGGCUGCCUUUAUGUGGUUUUGUUCUUUCAAAAGUGAAAGCGAUGUCUCUUUUAAGGACGACCUAUUUGAAUCAUAUUCACAGGGCAGCGGGAUACGUGAAGAUUUGGUGAGCGAUUCUGAUGAGGAGCACUUUACAUCCUCUACGGCAAGAGAAUCUUACUGGACAUCUCUCAAGGCAGGAUUUCAGUUAUCGCUGGAAGACCCCGGAAUUCUGAUUGCUUAUUUGAGUGGCUUUAUUUCACGGUGCAUUACAAUUGUGAUUACUUUAUACAUUCCAUUCUAUGUGAACUCCUAUUACAGAGAGAUAGGUAAUUGCACCAAAAAUUCAAAUGACAAAGUUGAUUGCCCUGAGUCUUAUAUUUUGUCAUCAAUUCUCACAGGUAUCGCCAAUUUAUUUGGUCUUAUGCUUGCCCCAAUCUCGGGAAUUCUAGUCGAUCGAUUGAACAAUUACACCAUCCUCAUUUCCAUUGCCGCAACCCUAUCAACAUGUGGGUUUCUUGCGUUCUGCCUGAUAACAACACCUGAUAAAAGUGUGAUGAUUUAUCUAGCAGCGUCACUGAUGGGAUCUGCCCAAAUUAUGUUCAUUAUAAUAUCAAUGACUAUGAUUUCAAAUAUUACCUCUGAGGACAAAUAUAGGCAACGGGAAGGUUCUAUAUCGGGGGUAUUCGCUUUUGUAGGCGGGGUUGGAAUCAUUUUCACAUCUUUUGUUGGGGGAAAAUUAGCUGAUUAUAGUCCCAAGCUUCCCUUUUUGCUUAUAGUUGUUACAAGCAUAUUGAGCCUUAUAGCUGUCUUGUUUCUAAGUGGCCAUUCCCUGAAAAGCUUGUGUGAUCUUUCAAAACGUUCCGAAAGACUUGAGGAACGAGAAGAUGCCUCGAAUUUAUUGGAUUACGCUUCAACACAAACAUGA
Ogataea angusta is the source of this 1653-nucleotide messenger RNA. RefSeq lists its product as uncharacterized. Gene Ontology annotation, molecular function: transmembrane transporter activity. The transcript has a single exon. The coding region runs from base 1 to 1653 and encodes 550 amino acids. The record is from RefSeq and is a predicted model, not a curated record. Lineage: Eukaryota; Fungi; Ascomycota; Pichiomycetes; Pichiales; Pichiaceae. Gene Ontology annotation, biological process: transmembrane transport.